Ruditapes philippinarum (Manila clam) is the source of this 1955-nucleotide messenger RNA. Its product is annotated as crystal protein-like. The record is from RefSeq and is a predicted model, not a curated record. Bases 56 to 1648 code for a protein of 530 amino acids. Lineage: Eukaryota; Metazoa; Mollusca; Bivalvia; Venerida; Veneridae. The transcript has 5 exons.
CAUGAUGUACUAAAUACACCUCAUCAAUACACUGUUAAUUAGUUUUUGCUCCACAAUGCUUGUGUGUUUGCGUUUUCUGCCAUUGUUUCUUAGUCUCAUUUCGGUAACUUCCGGUGAUGUUGUUGUGCAGACGAAGUAUGGAAAGGUGAGAGGAAAACAAACCGAUCAAACCAACUCUUUUCUUGGAAUACCAUACGCAAAACCACCUUUAAAUGAAUUACGAUGGCAGCCACCAGUGGAACCACCGGUCUGGACAGACGUGUAUAAUGCUACCGAGCUGAAACCUGGCUGUCCGCAACAUGGAUGUUUCUCUUCGAAUCCAUCAUUUGUCUGUCCCAAAGAGACAUCAGAGAGUUGUUUGUUCUUGAACGUGUAUACACCUUCAAACUCUUCAACCUCCAACCUACUUCCGGUUAUGGUUUACAUUCAUGGCGGGAACUUUGUGCAUAUAAGCGCCAGUAGUCCCAUUUUCAAGGGAGAUUAUUUUGCAAGCAAAGGACAGGUGGUGCUAGUGACAUUCGACUAUAGAUUAGGUGUAUUAGGUUUCUUGUAUACCGGUCCUAAAUCAACCGAUGCUGCUGGUAACUAUGGUAUCCGAGAUCAAAGGCUUGCUCUGAAUUGGGUUCAGGAAAACAUCAAGUACUUCGGCGGAGAUCAAACCAGGGUGACCCUUUUCGGUCAAAGUGCUGGAGGGCAGUCUAUCCCGAUACACCUGAUGUCAAACGAAGCAGAUAACCUCUUUAGGAACGUGAUUAUUGAGAGCGCACCGUUUGAUAUUCCCUUCAAGAAUCCAGAGGAAGCUGUUUACCUUGCAAGUCUAGUUAUGCGUUAUAUAAACUGUACAAUGGACGACUAUAUGACGUGUUUACGGUCUAAAACCUCUGAUGAGCUGGCCCAAGCCCAACUGGAAGCUAGAGCCAAACCUACCUCACUCAAAGUACUUGAUUUUUUCGAACCUCUUGGUCCUUUUGUGGAUGGCGAUGUUGUUCCAUAUGAACCUGUCUACGCCAUCCAGAAUAACAAACUCAGAAAAGUUCCAGUUAUGAUAGGUACCAUGACGGAAGAAGCUAGAAUAUUUGUUUACGAGGCAUGGGGUAAGCCGGUGCCACCGUUAGAAUACAUUGGCGUGCUUGCAGCAACUUAUCCGUCUCAUGUGGAGCAAAUGUUGAAUAUGUACCCGUUUGAAGGAGCGACCGACACAAGGGAUAAUAUAACAAAACUAGGAACAGAUUUUAUCUUCACGUGUGCUUCAAGAAACAUGAGCAGACAUUUUUACAAAAAUGGCCAAAAUGUCUUCCGGUUCGAGUUCAAUCAGUCGUUCUCGUUUAACGGGUGGGGUAAUUUCUCAUAUUGUGAAGGUCAUGUCUGUCACGGAGAAGAAAUAGUGUAUGUUUUCCACAGCGCUGAUCAAUCAGGGUUUAACUUCAACCACGAGGAAGAGAUAUUGUCCGAUCAAAUGAUUGGGUAUUGGACAAACUUUGCUUAUACGUCUGAUCCUAACAAAGGGCCACAUUCUGUCAGUCUUCAAUGGCCUCUUUAUGAUUCUGCAUCCAAGAUUAUUAAAUUUAAGGCGCCUAGUAAUACUGUAAUUGAUAAUUAUUUAGAAAAGUAUUGUGAUUUUUGGGAUACCAUAGGAUACAAAGCGUAGCUCUUACUUUACUCGAGGUCUUUCUCUACCAGAAAAGCUGCAAAGUCGCCACGUGACGUUAUAUUGUGUUAGUGCGACGUCAACCCACGUGAAGUAACAUUGAAUAAAGAUAUCUAUAUUUAAAAUGCUAAAUCUUGUUUCCUGCAAACCCGUUAAUUGUUCGUUUACUGCCAUCAAGACUCUAAAAGACUUUGUAAAAGUGAUAAAAAAACGCCGAAAAGUUACAAUUGAAUUUGUUUGUUUCAAGCUACCUUAUCAUAAAAUCAUUGUAUUCUCCCAUGUCCUAAAUAAACAUUUCCCUUUCUUA